Messenger RNA from Pistacia vera, 2034 nucleotides. RefSeq names its product serine carboxypeptidase-like 18. The transcript has 15 exons. Gene Ontology annotation, molecular function: acyltransferase activity, transferring groups other than amino-acyl groups; serine-type carboxypeptidase activity. The coding region runs from base 367 to 1545 and encodes 392 amino acids. Gene Ontology annotation, biological process: proteolysis; secondary metabolic process. NCBI's taxonomy places the organism in Eukaryota, Viridiplantae, Streptophyta, Magnoliopsida, Sapindales, Anacardiaceae. The record is from RefSeq and is a predicted model, not a curated record.
UCGACACUACCGCCGGCCGUUUGCUACUAUUCUUACCAGAUUCUUCAUUGGAAUCGACAGGAAAAGCCACCCUAACCCCGAGCACACACUUACCUAGCCUUACCGAUUGUUUUUUGGUCGGAUUUUCACCUCCCCGCAACACACAAACAACCGUCCCCCACCGCCCGCCCAUCAUAUUUAGGCCAAAUUGGCCUGAAGUGGUUUUGUGAUUUCGGAAAACCCAACCAUUCACCGCCGAUCAUCCUCCUUGCCCAGCCUGCCCACCAACCGUUCGUGAAAAGUCCCCAGCCAACCCAGCCAUCUCCUUGCUCAUUCAGCUUCCUUUUUGCGUGUGCAUUGCAGUGCACAAUUCCGACCACCACCUGUAUGCUUUUUUGCCACAACCAGCUCCCUACGUGCAACCCCCUACUUGUGCACGAUUUAUGCGCACGUACCCCACAGGCCUGCCUACUGGAAUCGCACCUGGACGGGUGUGAUUCUAACCGGAUAAGAUUUCAAGGAGAGGGUAUUUUUGUCUUUACAGUUACUUCCAUGUUAGAUUGUGGGCAAAUUGUGAGGACAUUGCCGGGAUAUGCAGGUUCUCUUCCUUUCAAACUUGAAACUGGAUAUGUGAGCGUGGGGGAUUCAGAGCUCUUCUACUUGUUUGUGGAGUCGCAAGGAAAUCCUGAAGUAGAUCCUGUUCUUUUUUAUGUAGUUGGAGGCCCUGGUUGUUCCGCUUUAAAUGGUUUUUUCUUCCAAACUGGUCCACUACAGUUUACUCAAACUGACUACACUGGUGGCUUGCCAUCGUUGCAUCUGUAUCCCUACACAUGGACAAAGACUGCCAGUGUAAUUUUUGUAGAUUCACCUGUUGGCUCUGGUUAUUCUUAUGCAUCAACCGCCGCAGGUUUCGUUCUCUCAGACUCGAAGUUUGCAAAUCAAACUUACAACUUUAUGAGAAGUUGGUUGAAUGAGCAUCCUCAAUACAUCCCAAACCGAGUUGUUCUUGCUACUGAUUCUUAUUCUAGUAUCAUUGCUCCAAUUGUCGUUCAAAAACUAUUGGAAGAUAAUAGAGCCGGAGUUGAGCCAUCAAUAAGUAUACUAGGAUACAUAAGUGGAUCACCACAUUCAGAUCUUGAACUUGAAGACAAUGAUAAAAUACCACAAGCUCAUCAGCUGGGACUUAUAUCUAAAGCUAUUUACGAAUCAGCCAAACACUAUUGCAACGGCUCUUACGUUGAUAAGGGUACCACUACCAUCAGUGCGGAUUGCGAAGAGUAUUUGGAAAUAACAGAUAAUUUACUGGAACAAAUAAAUACAGAAAUGGUGUUGGCUCCCAAGUGUGCUACAAUAAAACCAAAAUCAGAUAACGAUAGAAGGAAGAGAAGAUUUUUGAAGGAAAAUUCAAAACAUUAUCGCCUUCCGCCUGGAGCAAAUGACUAUUGGUGCAAGAAUUUUGCUUAUCUACUCUUGACUAUAUGGGCAAACGAUAAAGCUGUUCAAAGUGCUCUGCAUGUCCGAGAGGAAACAAUUCAAGAGUGGCGUAGGUGCAACCUUACCUUGUAGACUUCCUAUGAUAUUGAUAUUGGGAAUAAUUUUGACUAUCACAAAAAUCUUACAAAAACAGGCAUCCAAGUUUUACUUUAUGGUCCUGAUCAUGAUUUGGUUGUUCCACAUAUAUCAACCGAAUAUUGGUUAACUAUACUCGAUAUAACUUUGGAUGAAGAUUGGCGACCGUGGUAUGUUAGUGGUCAAGUUGCAGGGUACACAAUGAAGUAUUCAAAUUAUGGAUAUCGACUGACUUAUGCCACUUUAAAGGGAGCUGGUCACUCUCCUACUGAGUGGAAAGGUAGAGAAUGUUAUGAGAUGUUUGAAAGGUGGAUCCACUUUUAUCCACUUUAGUUAGCCUCUUUUAUUUCAAGAUUUUCCAUUAAUGAUCGUUCUCUGCAGAAAGACUUUUUGUAUUUAUUAUUGUUUUGCAGAACAUUAUGGUUGCAUUAGUUACACUUUUCAUACUCUAUUCUAUUUUAUUAUCCUAUCUAAUCCAGUGAAAAA